Messenger RNA from Gavialis gangeticus (Gharial), 7234 nucleotides. RefSeq names its product HNF1 homeobox A (gene HNF1A). Gene Ontology annotation, cellular component: nucleus. The record is from RefSeq and is a predicted model, not a curated record. Gene Ontology annotation, biological process: liver development; positive regulation of DNA-templated transcription; pancreas development. The transcript has 10 exons. The coding region runs from base 3683 to 5587 and encodes 634 amino acids. Lineage: Eukaryota; Metazoa; Chordata; Crocodylia; Gavialidae. Gene Ontology annotation, molecular function: RNA polymerase II cis-regulatory region sequence-specific DNA binding; DNA-binding transcription factor activity, RNA polymerase II-specific.
UUCCAUUAAAGGAGAAAAUCUGCAUUUUUCCACAGCAAAUGGAAACCAGGAUCCCUGAAUAACUAAAUGCUUCCCCUUUUAUAGCUCACUAGCUCUGCUCCAAGCAUCAGUGAAGAAGGCUAUUGAACAGUGACAUACAAGAUUUCAAGCCCCAGCUUGACCUCAAGAGCAAUUGUCUUAAUAUGAUUAGCACCCAUUCCAAUGUUUUUUAGCAUCUGAAAUGAAUCAAGUCACCAAACCGCCUGGGAGGGAGAAAGAAAGAUGGUCUCAUGGAAAAGGAGUAUGGGAUAGCUGGGCUCUGUUAUUGGUUCAGCUGUUUUUCUAUUCAACUCUGGUUAUGUCACUUAAUCUCUCUGUGCCUUGGUUUCUAUAGAAUGCUUAGCUACCAUCAUAAAGAGCUUUGUGCUCUGGAAAUAAAAAACUUAUCUGGUGCUUUACAAUUCAGUGGCUUUGCUAGUGUAUGAGGCAGUGCCACUUAAUUCAUCAAUGUUUGUAAAAUACUUAGAGAGCCAAAAAUCAAGACAGCUAAGGCAUGUUACAUAUUAAUUAAUCUUUUCAAAAUCUGGAACUCCCUACAGUUACCACAUGCUAAGGAAUGGAACUUGGGCUUCUUUGAUCUGGCCGUGUCAUAACAAAGCCAUUGGGAAGAAAGAUUUGAGACCUGUCUGACUUAUUACUGUGUACACAACAUGGAGAGUUUCUGACUUUAGUAAGAAUGACACUUAAAUACAGAAUGACCCCACGUAACGUAAUGAACUGUACUGAGGAGAAAGAUUCUAGCACUGCUCUGGGUAGUUACAAGAUUGUGCAUUUCAUACCAAGGCCUUCCCUGCCUCAGUCCCAUCAUAUCAGACCUCUUCUAUGUAACUGAUAUAAAAUAGGUCCAGAAUUCAGAUUUUUUAUGAGUUUAAAGAAAAUAGUUCUCAAUCUAAUAUUGGUAUAAAUUAUUUUUAAACAAAGACACUACAUUUAAGUCUUCCCCUGCUGUGACUUCAGCCCAGACAUUUCAACACUGCUAGUGCAUAAAAGCCUGAAAGUUAAACUAUUAUAUUUGCAAUACUCAUUCUAUAAAAAAUGGCAAUGGAAGGUCAAUUUUAGUCCAAAACAGGUUAUAUAAAAAAAGUAUUUUCAAAACCCACUAGCAAUAAAAGAUUUCCAUGAUUAUCAUUGUUGCAAACAAAAUAAUAAUAUUCUUCAGCAUCCUUUUAAUGUGAAUGAAUCAGCCAGUGAAGCUGGGUAAAACAGGCCAAUUGAUUAGUGUUGUUAGCUCGUUUUAUAUUUCUGCCAAAACCAAAUGGGCAAAACUUACAUUUUCUGAGAUGUAGCACAAUGAAGAAAACUCUGAAUCUGUAAGAGUCCUUCUUAAUAUUAGGGUUAUGAUUUUGCAUAUGCAAAGAGAAACUAGGCAUUGUUACUCCAAGAGUCCACAUCAGCACUGUCACUUUUUUAAAUAUUUUUAAUUGCUUUUAAUGGCCAAACUGACACUUUCAGUGUUUUCUGUUACAAUUUUCCACCCACAGUUGUUUGCUCAGUGUGAACUUUGUAUAGAUGUUAUCCAAUCUAUGGUAUGUAAAUGUGUAUUUUGCUCUAAGUUUAGAAAACAAAAAGCUUUAAAAUAAAGGAAACCUUACAGGAACAAACAACAGUAAGAGGUUUGGUGUUUAUACCUGGUACACCAAUUCUGGGUGCAAAAUGUCUAUUCUGCCUGCACAAAAAUCCUAGAAGUAAAGUAGUACAGAAUACAGAAAAUGUACAUUACAGUUGGGGAUUGUAAUUCAACAGAAUAAACAUUGUCCAAAGGUUACAUUUGAGUACUAGGCUCCUGGUAUUCCUGGAAAAAAAUGCAGACUCCUGGUUGCUGUCCCUUUGACCAUGCUGAGGCAGUGUUCUGGAACCCUACAUUAACUGUGUUCACUUUUCUAGUCUGCCAAAGGGAAGAUAUGCCUAUGAAGUAAGGCCAAACAGUUAGUGGAAAUCCUUGCUGAAAGUCUUCCCUAAGGAUGUAAGUGUGGCUUGCUGUGCAGUCCUACUUGAGAAGAAGCUUGAUCCAUCAUUUGCAGGCUUGGCACAGGACAGGAGUGCUGCUGAGCACAGACUAUGCAGCUCCCAAAGAGAAGGAAGUGCCAAAGGUUACUCUGCAGCACUACCUUUGGCCUGUAUUUAGGCUCCCUGCUUCAUCCAGCUUUCCUCAGGUUGGAGCUCAAGUGGGAGUGUAAAAAAGUGAAACAAACUGAGGGAGCUAGGAAAAUCCUCUCACUAAAUCACUGUGGUUAAAAUCCUCCUGUUUCUGAUCCCAUAAGGGAGAAUCAGACAGUCUAGCUUAAGUCUCUACAAGCUACAAAGUCUAUGGUGGAAAAUCAGACUUUCAUGAGUAGAUUAUUUACUUUGUGCCUUGAGUCACAUAUUUGAAGGACAGAAGAGACCAUCUAGUCCAGCCUCCUGCAUAAUGCAAACCAGAAAGUUUGCACUGCAUCCAAGAUUCCUGUAUCCAGCCCAUCAUCCUGGAUGUGCUAGACCAUCUCUUUCAGAGAAGUCAUCCAACAAGUGGGAGUACAACCCUAAGGCUGGGUAACGUAGUAUCAGUGGGAGUGGAACAAGAGUGAUGGCAAAUGGAGCUACUGUGGGCAGCACUUGCAAAGAGAGGAGGAGCAAUCAGGGGUAGGGCAGGAAUCUUUACAAUGCGCCAACACCCAGUCUAGCACUUGUGCGUUUGUUUUUUUUCCGCCUGCUUAGAUUGUAGGUUCAACAGGGUAGGCCCCAUGAUCUGAGCACGCUGUUAGCAGCUAACCAAAUCAAUAACUAAAGCAGUAAGUUGCAAUGGCAAGAAAAGGGAACAGGUAAGUGCAGACCAAGCUAUUUCAGCAAAUCAGAGCCAGUGACGGGAGCAAAUGCAAUGUUGCUUAGGUGACAGGCAAUCAGGUGAUCCUAUUCCGCUGAAGCCAGUUGGAGUCUGUAGAAAAUAGUGGAGACCUUAGGAACAUUAGAAUCAAUCCAGCGGUUGUACUCGUGGGGGUUGUGCAGAGCUCCUGAGGCUCCCAACCCAAAGCUUUUGGAAGGGACUAUGCCAACGUUAUGAGGCAUAGAGUAACACCAAAUGUUCCGGGUCGGGGUCUGCACAUUCAACAGCAGUAGCCUUACUUUACAGAGUGGAGAUGCUACAAACUUACUUCCAGCCCCUGCUGUCUAUCUCUGCUCUUAAAACAUCAUGGCCAAGAACCAGCCACACUUUCGCGCUCUCACUUUCCAAUUCCCCUCUUUUAUCAUAGUCUCCUGGCUGUUCCUCUGUCCAUUCCUUUUACUCUCCUUUUCCCAUCUGCCUCCCUGCCUUUCCCCCUCCCCCUAACUUGCGCUCUCUGCACUUUGUGAACUGCUGCUGCAAGGCUGAAGUCCAAAGUUCAGUAACUUGCUAAGCACACGGAUAAAUAUGAACCUUGGAGAAUUUACAUUGCUCCAAUGUAAACAGAUAGCCAAGGGUCCCUUUAUCAGCACUGGCUCAGGACAGUCGUGGGGGGUCUGAAGCGGCUCAUUUUUGUAUUUUGUUUUUUUGGGGGGUGUAAAGGUGGGAGGCUAUGCCAUUCCACUCCGCUGACAGUCAGGUGUGCUACCUCAGGAACAUGGUGUUGGGAUAGCCGGAGGCAGAACGAGUUGAAACUCAAAUUCAAGAGGCAUCAGACGGAAGACCAUGGUUGCAAAACUGAGCCAUCUUCAGGUGGAGUUGCUGGAAGCACUACUGGAGUCAGGACUUACCAAAGAGACUCUGAUCAAAGCACUGGGUGAAGUAGAUCCCUAUACGCUCCAGAGUGAAAGCCAGCGCGCCAUCAGUGCCAUCCAGGGAGAAAAAGGAGAACCCUGUGCUGAAAUUCCCAAUCUCCCUAAUGGGAUGGGGGAGUCCAGGUUAUCUGAGGAGGAAACCUCUGAUGAUGGGGAGGAAUUCACUCCUCCGAUAAUGAAGGAGCUGGAAAACCUAAGUCCAGAGGAGGCUGCUCACCAGAAGGCUGUGGUGGAGAGACUAUUACAAGAGGAUCCCUGGAGGGUAGCAAAGAUGGUGAAAUCCUACCUCCAGCAGCAUAACAUUCCUCAGAGGGAGGUGGUAGACACCACAGGUUUGAACCAGUCCCACCUCUCACAGCACCUCAACAAGGGCACACCCAUGAAGACACAAAAGAGAGCAGCCCUCUACACCUGGUAUGUCCGCAAGCAGCGAGAGGUGGCCCAGCAGUUCACACAUGCUGGUCAGGGCAUCCUGGCAGAGGAACCCAUGGGAGAUGACCUACCUACCAAGAAGGGGAGAAGAAACCGCUUUAAGUGGGGUCCUGCCUCACAGCAGAUCCUAUUCCAAGCCUAUGAGAGACAGAAGAAUCCCAGCAAAGAAGAGAGAGAGGCACUGGUAGAGGAAUGCAACAGGGCAGAAUGUAUUCAGCGGGGUGUCUCCCCAUCCCAGGCCCAAGGGCUGGGUUCAAACUUGGUAACUGAGGUGAGAGUUUACAACUGGUUUGCCAACCGGAGGAAGGAGGAGGCCUUUCGACACAAGCUGGCCAUGGAUACCUACAGCACGCCACAGCCCAACUCCGCACCCUCACUGACAUCACAUGGCUCUUCCUCCCUUCAGCCACCACCUGCUCUCUCACCUAGUAAAGUUCACGGCGUGAGGUACAACCAGCAGCCAGUCAGUGAGGCAGAGUCAUCCAGCAGCAAUCAUCAUGGAAACAACUCUAUGGUGACUACGCAAACCAUUCUUCAUCAGGUCUCUCCACCUGGAUUGGAGCCCAGCCAGAACUUGUUGAGCACAGAUACUAAGCUGAUAUCAGCUCCCGGGGGGCCUCUCCCUCCUGUUAGCACACUCACUGCCCUGCAUAAUCUGGAGCAAAAUCCACACGCACUGAGUCAGCAAACCCAGAACUUGAUCAUGGCAUCACUGCCUGGUGUGAUGGCAAUUGGAGCUGGUGAGACUUCAUCCCUGGCGCCAGCAUUCACCAAUACAGGAGCCUCCACCCUGGUAAUAGGCCUGGCUUCAACCCAAGCCCAGAGUGUCCCUGUGAUAAACAGCAUGGGGAGCAGCCUCACCACCCUGCAGCCAGUUCAGUUCUCCCAGCAGCUCCACCCAUCUUAUCAGCAGCCCAUCAUGCAGCAGGUCCAGAGCCACAUCAAUCAGAGCCCUUUCAUGGCUACCAUGGCCCAGAUACAGAGCCCCCAUGCUCUCUAUGGUCCCAAGUCAGACGUGGCCCAAUAUGCACAUACCGGCCUUUUACCGCAGACCAUGCUGAUAACAGACACAGCCAAUCUCAGCGCCUUGAGUAACCUAACGCCAACCAAACAGGUGUUCACAUCUGACUCAGAGAACCACACAGAGUCUGGGAUCCACACACCAGUGUCGCAAACACAAACAAUACAUUUACAGAAUCAAGACACAACCAUUCAGCACCUUCAGCCAGGCCCUCGCCUCACCUCAAGCCCAGCUGCAUCCUCUAGCAGCCUGGUGCUCUACCAGAGCUCUGACUCCACCAACAGUCACAGCCACCUGCUGCCAUCCACUCACAGCGUUAUAGAGACCUUCAUUUCUGCACAGAUGGCAUCCUCCACUCAGUAACCAUGGGGACCAGCUCACGGGCAAGUGUCACAACCACAUUUGUCAGGAGAAGUGCCAUCUGUGUUUGCGAGUCACCACCAUGGCUGCCUUCCAUGGUGACGAGAGUGCUGUGGCCAAAGGCCUCCUGCCCCUCCACCGCCUUGUACAGACUCCUCACCCCCGUGUGUCACAACCUGGGAAAUGGACUUUUUCAGGCACUGUGCUAUGAAUGCACACAGAGGGUGGAUAAUUCAGAAGAAUAGGCCUAACACCACUACCUUCCACUGCCAAAGGAAACAAUGACCACCACAGACAAACCAGGAAUCCUUGUAGCUGCCCACUGAGGAUUUCUGCAGCGCAGGGAUCUGACUGAACUCUAGUAAAGUGUGAGGGGGUGUAGCUGGGGUUUUAGCCCUUGGCAGGGCUGGGUGUGCAUAAGCUUGUCCACUCCAGAGCAAACCCUGCAGGAAAGUGCAGAGCUGAGCUGCAGAAUGCAGAGACCCUUAGAUACUCCUAUUGCUGCUGCCAAAGAUAAUGGAAACAUGCUUGUGAGUGAGAUGGAGAAUCAUCUUGGAGCAGCCAAUACAAGAGCUCAAUUUCUACCCUUGAAACUAAGACUACUGAGAAAUAAAAUCAGAGAUGGCAUGGACAAUUUGCUCAGUAUGGGUUUACACACUGACCCUUACCAUUUAACUUGAUAUCAAUUUUAUUUAGCUCAAACCUAUUACCCACCCUAAAACAGCACACAGCCAAUAGAAAAAAAAAACUGAGCAUUUUCAUUAGUUUUACUUCAUUUAAAAUGCAAAAAUUGAAGUUCAGGAGCAGGAAAGACUACUUAGUUCUCUACGUCGACAGAUGUGAUUCUCACCUCUCUUACCUUUCCCUGUGUGGCCAGUGGGCAUAGCAGUGUAUAGGCCAGGCAAAAGAAGAGGUGGCCUGACACUUUACAGCUACCUUAUGGUUCAGAAACUUAGCUCUUUAAGCUGUUCCUAACUUAACACCAUUGUCCUUUUCACCACAGGCUGUGUAUGCAUCUCACUGCCUGUGUAACAUAUACCAGCUCUUUUUUAUAAAGAUCACCGCAUAGGUGGAAUGGUAUAUUUAACAAGUUUUAAUCCCAUCUUCAAUCAUUAUCCUCACUGUGACCUGGCUGCUACAGCUCUCCUGUGAGUAAAUCUCAGAGGAACUAGCAUAACCAAAGGCUUUGGGUUACUAGUUAUAAACUCCUCAAAUAAUUCCUCUCCUCUCUUCUCAUUUAUGUCCUUCACAUCAUUAAUGAGUUGCAAACAAAUACACCAGAAGCCACAAUAAGCUUAUUUCCAAGGUUAUAAUGGAAGCUAUCAAUUUCACUGCAUAGAGGACAAAACCCCUACAGGGAAAAUAUGAUCAAACCUCCAAAAGGUUAAGAAACAAUGGAGAAUAAAAGGCAAAAGGCAUAAGUUGACAGUGAUCAUUAAGGCCACCACAUCUGGCAAUUUCAAGCAUAAAGAUGUAAACUGCCGUCUACACUGAGAUUUUCUUGCUGGAUUCAGAUAUUAUCAGCUGUAGAUGAAUUUCAGUAAUUGAAGUUCUUGGUGGAAUUUGGUUUUAGAAUUGCUCCCCCUCUCCACUGUGCAUUAUCCUGUAAAUAUAUUUAACUUCCAAUAAAUUGAAAAGAAAAUCCUGUGA